CGGUAAAUCAAGGCGAUCCAUCGAUUUCCAUUUUCGCUCGGGCGCAGACGGGUGGCCGCUUUUUUUCUGUCGCUACGGGGAAAAAAAAAACAAGCUAUUUCACCGAGUCACCUUGUUCACAUUUUGUACUUUACAUAUCCAUACGGCGGAGGAUACCGCUAUAAUGGGUGUUUUCCACGGAAGAGGGCAUGGUAGCAGUUUACGUGUGUGCAGAUUCUGAUUAAAAACCACCAACAACACAUCCUGACGCCGCAAGCUAACGUUAUUUCUCCCCACUGUCCGGUGGUGCCGCCUUGGAUAGAGUCGUCAAACGAGGAAUAUAAAAGCAGUCGUACUUGGGAGUCCGACCUGAGCAGCAAGAAUGUCUGGGGCGUCUGUAAAAGUUGCUGUUCGAGUCCGACCCUUCAACUCCAGGGAAACGAGCAAGGAGUCAAAAUGCAUCAUUCAGAUGCAAGGCAACACUACAACUAUCCUGAACCCCAAAGCCCCCAAAGAACCAGCAAAAACCUUCAGCUUCGAUUACUCCUACUGGUCACACACCACGCCAGAAGACCCCUGCUUUGCGUCACAGAACCGAGUGUACAACGACAUCGGAAAGGAAAUGCUAGAGCAUGCGUUCGAGGGCUACAACGUCUGCAUCUUUGCCUACGGCCAGACUGGAGCUGGCAAAUCCUACACCAUGAUGGGCAAGCAGGAGGAGGGACAGGAAGGAAUCAUUCCCAUGCUUUGUGAAGAUCUAUUUGAGAAGAUCAAUGAAGACUGCAACAAAGAGGAGCUGUCCUACUCAGUGGAGGUGAGUUACAUGGAGAUCUACUGUGAACGGGUGCGAGAUUUGCUCAAUCCUAAGAACAAAGGGAACCUGAGGGUGAGAGAGCAUCCUCUGCUGGGUCCCUAUGUGGAGGACCUGUCCAAGCUAGCUGUCACAUCCUACACAGACAUUGCUGAUUUAAUGGAUGCAGGAAACAAAGCAAGAACUGUUGCUGCUACCAACAUGAACGAGACCAGCAGCAGGUCCCAUGCGGUUUUCACCAUCGUCUUCACACAGAAGAAACACGACAGCGAGACGGACCUCACCACGGAAAAGGUCAGUAAAAUUAGUCUGGUAGACUUGGCAGGAAGUGAACGUGCAGAUUCCACUGGAGCCAAAGGUACCAGACUAAAGGAGGGAGCAAAUAUCAACAAAUCUCUCACCACAUUAGGGAAGGUCAUCUCUGCCUUGGCUGAAGUGGAUAACUGUACCAGCAAGAGCAAGAAAAAGAAAAAGACGGACUUCAUCCCUUACAGAGAUUCUGUUCUGACCUGGCUGCUGAGGGAGAACCUCGGUGGUAAUUCAAGAACAGCCAUGGUAGCUGCCCUCAGUCCUGCAGAUAUCAACUACGAUGAAACGCUCAGUACACUUCGCUACGCUGACCGAGCCAAGAACAUCAAAUGCAACGCUGUUAUCAAUGAGGAUCCCAACAAUAAGUUGGUGCGUGAGCUGAAGGACGAAGUGGCCCGACUGAAGGAGCUGCUCCGCGCUCAGGGCCUGGGAGACAUCCUGGACAUUGAUCCAAUGGGGGAUGAUUACCCAGGAAGUGGAAUCAAAUGUGACACUGCUCAAAGCUUUAGAAUGGCACUUCUGAGUUCUCAAAGCGAGGCUCAGAUCUACAUUCGGAAAGACCUCAAAGACAUUCAGAACAAUAAGAAUAGAUACUUGAUAGCCUCAGAGAACCAACGCCCUGGCCAUUUCUCCACAGCCCCUAUUGGUUCCCUGACAGCUUCUCCGUCCUCUGGCGCAUUGUGCAACCAGGGGGGUCUUCAGUUGGUCACCAGCAUCCAGGAACGCAUCAUGUCCACCCCUGGAGGAGAGGAGGCCAUUGAAAGACUCAAGGAAUCAGAAAAGAUCAUUGCUGAGCUCAAUGAAACCUGGGAGGAGAAACUACGGAAGACUGAAGCAAUCCGCAUGGAGAGGGAGGCUCUGCUUGCAGAGAUGGGCGUGGCAAUCCGUGAAGACGGAGGCACUUUGGGCGUGUUCUCUCCUAAAAAGACUCCACACCUGGUCAACCUGAACGAGGAUCCUCUAAUGUCUGAGUGUCUGCUCUACUAUAUCAAAGAUGGGAUUACAAGGGUCGGUCAGGCUGACGCUGAGCGGAGGCAGGACAUCGUUCUAAGUGGAGCUCACAUCAAGGAAGAACACUGCAUCUUCCGAAGCGAAAGAAAUGGCAACGGAGAUGUUAUUGUCAUGCUGGUGCCAUGUGAGGGAUCUGAAACCUACGUCAAUGGCAAACGUGUUGAGGAAGCAAUCCAGCUUCGUUCAGGCAACCGCAUCAUCAUGGGAAAGAACCACGUGUUCCGCUUUAACCACCCGGAGCAGGCUCGAGCCGAACGGGAGAAGACGCCGACCGCUGAGACCCCCGUCGAGCCCGUGGACUGGACGUUUGCUCAGCGAGAGCUCCUGGAGAAACAGGGCAUCGACAUGAAGCAGGAAAUGGAGAAAAGGCUCACCGAGAUGGAAAUUUUGUACAAGAAGGAGAAGGAAGAAGCAGACCAGCUUCUGGAGCAACAGCGACUGGUUUACGAGAGCAAACUGCAGGAGCUCCAGAAGCAGGUGGAGACGCGCUCUCUGGUCGCAGAGACGCCCGACGAGGCAGAGCUGGAGGAGGAGGAAGAGGAGGAAGUUUUAAGUCCAGCUGCUGUUGUGCCGUGGACGCAGCACGAGUUCGAGCUGGCUCAGUGGGCCUUCAGGAAGUGGAGGUACCAUCAGUUCACCUCCCUGCGUGACCAGCUGUGGGGGAACGCCGUGUACCUGAAGGAGGCCAACGCCAUCAGUGUGGAGCUGAAGAAAAAAGUCCAGUUCCAGUUCGUCCUGCUGACGGACACGCUGUACUCUCCGCUGCCCCCUGAACUCCUGCCCCCAGAGCCGGAGAAGGAACGCGACCCGAGGCCCUUCCCUCGCACCGUGGUCGCUGUCGAGGUUCAGGACCUGAAGAACGGAGCUACACACUACUGGUCCCUGGAGAAACUCAAGCAGAGGCUGGAGCAGAUGAGGGAGAUGUACGACCGCGCUGGAGAAAUGGCCUCCGCUCACCAGGAUGGCGAUGGAGAGGGAACUCUGACGGGAAACGACCCGUUCUACGACCGUUUCCACUGGUUUAAGCUCGUGGGGAGCAGCUCUCCCAUCUUCAACGGCUGCGUCAACGAGCACCUGGCCGACCGAACGCCCUCGCCCACGUUCUCCACCUCCGACUCGGAGAUCACCGAGCUGGCGGACGAGCGCCAGAGCGAGAUGUCGGACUUCAUAGACGACGAGGCGUUUGUGGACGACACGAGCUCGGACGCGGGCACCGAAGAGGGCUCGGACAUCUUCAGCGACGGGCAGGACCCCUUCUACGACCGCUCCCCCUGGUUCAUCCUGGUGGGAAGAGCCUUUGUGUACCUGAGCAACCUGCUGUAUCCUGUGCCGCUUGUUCACCGGGUUGCCAUAGUUACAGAAAAGGGCGAGGUGCGAGGCUUCCUGCGCGUGGGGGUCCAGGCUAUAGCUGCUGACGAGGAGGCUCCAGAUUACGGGUCCGGGGUUAGACAGUCGGGGACUGCCAAGAUUUCUUUUGAUGAUGAAUACUUCAAAAAGAAUGACUUUCCCUCUACGGUCAUGACCCGGUCCGGCUUGUCCCUGGAGGAACUGCGCAUCGUGGAGGGUCAGGGUCAGAGCUCAGAGGUCAUCACACCCUCCGAGGAGCUCAACAGAAUCAACGACAUGGACCUGAAGCUGGGCAACGUCCCAGAUGCCAAGCUGAGUCACAGUGAGGGUCUGGCAGGCCAGCUGGAGGUGGGGAGCAUCUUCACCUUCCGCGUGACCGUCCUCCAGGCCAGUGGCGUCCCACCUGAGUACGCCGACAUCUUUUGCCAGUUCAACUUUCUCCAUCGCCACGACGAGGCUUUCUCCACCGAGCCGCUGAAGAACACCGGCAAAGGAGCUCCGCUGGGUUUCUACCACGUCCAGAACGUUUCAGUGGAGGUCACGGAGUCUUUUAUUGAGUACAUUAAGAACAAGCCCAUCGUGUUUGAGGUGUUCGGCCACUAUCAGCAGCACCCGCUGCACAUCCACGGCCAGGACCUGAUCAGUCCUCCAACACCGUCACGGAAAUACUACCCCAUCCCCAUGCCUCUGUCCAAACCAGACCACACCCGUAAGAUCGAGUUGAUCCGCUACCUCGUGAGCGGCUAUGUUAACGGCAAAGUGCUGGACACGUUAUCCGAGCACGCCAACGCCCUCGCCUCCUCCGCCGUGGCCAGCCUGGAGGACGAGGCUGACCAGCUCUCGCACUUCCCCUUCCUCUCAGCGCUCCACGACCCCGUGUUCACUGUGCCUAAGCACCACGUUCCAGCCACCAAGCUGAACACCAUCACCAAGUCGAACCUGGGCCAGUGCGUCAGCAAGUACGACCUGCUCGUCUGGUUCGAGAUAAGCGAGCUGGAGCCGACUGGAGAGUACAUCCCGGCUAUCGUGGAUCACAGUGCCGGAUUGCCCUGCCACGGCACCUACCUUCUGCACCAGGGGAUCCAGCGGAGGAUCACAGUGACUCUUAUACACGAGAAGGGCAGCGAGCUCCACUGGAAGGAUGUUCGUGAGCUGGUUGUAGGUCGUAUCAGGAACAAGGCCGAGGUGGACGACAGCGCAGCCGACGCCGUCCUGUCCCUAAACAUCAUUUCUGCCAAGAACAUCAAGUCAUCCCACAACACUAACAGGCUUUCUAUUGAUAAGGAUAUUGAUAGAACGUUCUACCGUUUUGAAGCUGUGUGGGACAGCUCGCUGCACAACUCCCUCCUGCUGAAUCGAGUCACUCCGUACGGAGAGAAGAUCUACAUGACUCUGUCUGCAUAUCUGGAGCUGGACCACUGCAUCCAGCCCGCCAUCAUCACCAAAGACAUCUGCAUGGUGUUCUACUCCCGGGACGCCAAGAUCUCCCCGCCGCGUUCUCUCAGGAACCUCUUUGGGAGUGGGUACUCCAAAACUCCUGACUGCAAUCGCGUCACCGGCAUCUAUGAGCUCAGCCUGUGCAAGAUGUCUGACACCGGAAGCCCUGGGAUGCAGCGGAGGAGGAGGAAGGUUCUGGACACUUCCGUGGCCUACGUGCGAGGGGAGGAGAACCUGGCCGGAUGGAGGCCCAGAGGGGACAGUUUGAUCCUGGAGCACCAGUGGGAGCUGGAGAAACUCGAGCAGCUGCAUGAGGUGGAGAAGACCCGUCACCUCCUCCUACUGAGGGAGAAGCUGGGAGAGGCGCCUCCGGUGGGAACGGCUCCCACCGCCAAGUCCUUGAGCGAGUCUCUGUCCCCCAGCAUGAGCUCGGGGACGCUGUCCACCUCCACCUCCAUCUCCUCGCAGAUCUCCAGCGCCACUUGCGAGAGCGCCAUCACGCCCAGCGAGAGCAGCGGCUACGACUCGGCGGACAUCGAGAGCCUGGUGGACCGCGAGAAGGAGCUCGCCUCCAAGUGUCUGCGCCUGCUGACCCACACCUUCAACAGCGACUACAGCCAGGUGGUGAACAGCAUCAGCGACUGCAAGCUGUCUGACAUCUCGCCCAUCGGACGAGACCCAUCGGUGACCAGCUUAAGCAGCGCCACCCUCACGCCGUCCUCCACCUGCCCCUCCCUGGCUGACUCCCGCUGCAGCUCCUUAGACCAAAAGACCCCAGAGAACAACUCCCGUGCCUCCAGUCCUUCCUGCUCGGACUACGAGAACUUCCCGAUGGUUCCCACUCUGGAGAUGUCCUACCUUGCUCGGGCUGGAAAGAACGAGUUCUUAAACUUGGUGCCUGAUAUCGAGGAAAUGAGGCCUGGGUCUGUGGUGUCUAAGAAAGGUUUCCUCAGCUUCAUGGAGCCGCGCUCCAACACGUGGGUGAAGCACUUUGUGGUCGUUCGCCGCCCGUACGUCUUCAUCUACAACAGCGACAAGGACCCGGUGGAGCGAGGCGUCCUCAACCUCUCCACGGCGCAGGUGGAAUACAGCGAAGACCAGCAGGCCAUGCUCAAGACUCCCAACACGUUUGCGGUGUGCACAAAGCAUCGAGGAAUCCUUCUGCAGGCCAACAAUGAGAAAGACAUGAACGACUGGCUGUACGCCUUCAACCCUCUGCUGGCAGGGACGAUAAGAUCGAAGCUGGCGAGGAGGCGCAGCGGCCUGAUGAAGAACUGAGCGGAGCGGAGGAACCCCCGUGGCUCUCGCUCUCUCUUUGAUCAAACAAAGUGUUAACACUUAUUAAUCAUUGUGAGUCUUAAAAGGUUUCCUCUUGUAAGUAGACUUGUGGCUUAAGUUUCUACUUUUCAUGCGACUAAAAGUUUCAGCUCC
Poecilia latipinna (sailfin molly) is the source of this 6325-nucleotide messenger RNA. It is a transcript of the gene kif1b, whose product is annotated as kinesin family member 1B. The record is from RefSeq and is a predicted model, not a curated record. Bases 362 to 6172 code for a protein of 1936 amino acids. Gene Ontology annotation, molecular function: ATP binding; microtubule binding; microtubule motor activity. The transcript is spliced from 53 exons. Lineage: Eukaryota; Metazoa; Chordata; Actinopteri; Cyprinodontiformes; Poeciliidae. Gene Ontology annotation, biological process: microtubule-based movement.